CACUCGCAGUUCAGAGUUGAAAGUCAAGGAGAGCAGAAGCAUGGCGGCUUUAGUGAAGUGCAGAGCGCUGCUUCAGCCUGUCCGAUCACAAAUAAACGUGAUCAGCGGCGUCUGCAGAUCGGACAGUGUUUUGCACGCAUUUCUAACCAAGAGAGUGCCUCAUUGUGUGCGACUGGCCAGCUCCGACGUUAAGUCUGGAGAUGACCUUAUCGUUAGAUACUUGGACGGUGAUGACUCAGGGAUUGUUGUUUUGGGGAUUAAUCGGCCUCAAUCUAAAAAUGCCAUCAGCAAAAAUCUUGUUACAAUGAUGUCAGAAGCUCUCGAGUCAUUGAAGAAGGACAACAAAGUGCGUACUGUAGUUUUGUGCAGUAUGGUGCCUGGGAUAUUCUGCGCAGGUGCAGACUUAAAAGAAAGAGCAAAGAUGCAGCAGAGUGAAGUAGGACCAUUUGUUACUAAAGCAAGAACACUAAUAACAGAGCUUGGUACUCUUCCCAUGCCAACGAUCGCAGCCAUUGAUGGGGCGGCUCUUGGAGGAGGUCUGGAGAUGGCUCUGGCCUGUGACAUCAGAGUGGCAGCUAGCUCUGCUAAGAUGGGACUAGUUGAGACUAAAUUAGCCAUCAUCCCAGGCGCUGGGGGAACCCAGCGUCUGCCACGAACUGUAGGAGUGUCUGUAGCUAAAGAGCUGAUAUUUGCGGCGCGAGUGUUGAGCGGUGCCGAAGCCAAGAGUCUCGGUCUGGUGAAUCACGCUGUGGAGCAGAAUGAGUCUGGAGAUGCGGCGUAUCUGCGAGCUCUGGAUCUGGCCCGUGAAUUCAUCCCUCAGGGGCCAAUUGCAAUUCGAAUGGCGAAGCUAGCAAUCAACCAGGGAAUAGAGGUGGAUUUGAAGACCGGAUUAGCCAUUGAAGAGGCAUGUUAUGCUCAGGUGAUCCCAACCAAAGACAGGCUGGAAGGUUUGCAGGCAUUCAAAGAGAAACGUCCUCCUCGCUUUAAGGGCGAGUAACUGCGACCUAAACAACCCAGUUACAAACAGCUGUCUUCUGAUUGCUGCGAGUCUGGUGAAGACUACUGCAUAUCUGAAAUGUUUGGAGCACUGAUGAUGGUAAAAACCUGUAGGGAUUUGAGCUGAAGUGUAGUCAUUGUGAACUUUCUUCCUAUUCCUUGUGUAAUAUAGUCACUUUGAUUGUCCAUUCUCAUCUGAUUAAAUAAAAUUGGAUGCAUUUCUAAUCAACUCAAGACGGACAGUUUUACAAUGUUCAUUACUCGAGGAGCAUAUAACCCAUGCUACAUCUGGUUGGGUAGGUUGAUUCCGGGAAUCAGCAGCUGAUUAUAUGCAUCAAAGCUGCUUUCUCUUUAAACGUGUGCAUGUAAUCAGUCCAGUCAACAUCCACCCAGUUUUUGCCCUAAGGGUAAUGUAUAAAAAAAGGUGUUGAUAGGAAUUUUUGUAAUUUAUGCAAUAAAGAGUUAAAAUGUA
This is a messenger RNA of Carassius gibelio (silver crucian carp), 1468 nucleotides long. It is a transcript of the gene auh, whose product is annotated as AU RNA binding protein/enoyl-CoA hydratase. The transcript has 10 exons. Gene Ontology annotation, molecular function: enoyl-CoA hydratase activity. Gene Ontology annotation, biological process: fatty acid beta-oxidation. Gene Ontology annotation, cellular component: mitochondrion. The record is from RefSeq and is a predicted model, not a curated record. NCBI's taxonomy places the organism in Eukaryota, Metazoa, Chordata, Actinopteri, Cypriniformes, Cyprinidae. Bases 41 to 997 code for a protein of 318 amino acids.